This is a messenger RNA of Xiphophorus maculatus (southern platyfish), 3575 nucleotides long. RefSeq names its product calmin (gene clmna). Gene Ontology annotation, cellular component: meiotic nuclear membrane microtubule tethering complex; nuclear outer membrane; cytoplasm. NCBI's taxonomy places the organism in Eukaryota, Metazoa, Chordata, Actinopteri, Cyprinodontiformes, Poeciliidae. The record is from RefSeq and is a predicted model, not a curated record. Bases 189 to 3359 code for a protein of 1056 amino acids. The transcript has 13 exons. Gene Ontology annotation, biological process: nuclear migration. Gene Ontology annotation, molecular function: actin filament binding.
UCCUCCUCCCGGAGCUCGGUGGCUCUGAGCGCGGUGCAGAGACGGAAGAAGCCGCAGUGUGGAGCAGGGAUGCGGGUGUGCUGAUGUGAGCGGUCCCUCUGUCUCUGUGGGCCGGCCGGAUACCAGACUGCAGUCUCCUGCGGCCGCAGAGCUCCGUGUCCCUCCCGGAUCCCUAAAGCGCUGUCCGGAUGGCUGGACACCGCUGGGAGGACUGGUUCGAGCGGGAGGAGUUUAUCGGACAUAUCAGCGACAUCCGAGUGCAGAACCUGCAAGUGGAAAGAGAGGUGGUGCAGAAGAGGACCUUCACACGAUGGAUGAACCUGCAUUUAGAGAAGUGUGACCCGCCGCUGCAGAUCCAGGAUCUGUUCCAGGACAUCCAGGAUGGAUACGUCCUCAUGGCUCUGCUUGAGGAGCUGUCCGGCUGCAAACUGCUCCACGGCUUCAAGAAGUCCGCCCAUCGGAUUUUCCGACUCAACAACAUCGCUAAGGUGCUGUCCUUCCUGGAGGAGAGAAAUGUGAAGCUGGUCAGCAUCGAUGCAGUCGACAUCGCUGAUGGAAACUCCUCCAUCAUCCUUGGACUCAUCUGGAAUAUCAUCCUCUUCUUCCAGAUCAAGGAGCUAACGGGAAACAUCCGGAGCCAGUUCCCCUCCUCGUCCAGCUUGUCAUCCAUCCCCACCAGCUCCGACUCCGACACGUCCUUCAGCAGCACGCCGUCAGAGGAACGACAGUCUGCUGCCGCCACCAUGAGGGAGAACAGCAAGGCCAUAAAGAAGCUGCUGCAGUGGAUCCAGAGGAGAACCCGGAAGUACGGCGUGGCCGUGCAGGACUUUGGGAAAAGCUGGACCAGUGGUUUGGCCUUCCUGGCCGUCAUUAAGUCCAUCGACUCCAGCCUGGUGGACAUGAGAAAGGCCCUGCUGAGGACUCCCAGAGAGAACCUGGAGGACGCCUUCAGGAUAGCUCACUACAGUUUGGGAAUACCGCGACUGCUGGAGCCUGAGGACGUGACUAUAAAUGCUCCAGAUGAGCAGUCCAUCAUCAUGUAUGUUUCCCAGUUCCUGGAGCACUUUCCCGGCACACAAGAGUCCGAGGAACCCUCCCAGGUGAUUGAACGAAGCGUCUCCAUGGGCAGACUCAACUUCCGUGACAUUGACUCGGAGCACAUGAGGAACGGAGCCCAUUUCAGCAGAGUGAAGCAGCGUUCCUACAUGUUCCAGAAGGACUCCACCCAACCUCCACCUAAACUCCUGAUCUCCUCAGUGUCGGAGGACAGAAGCGUCUUGGAGCCGCGUUUCAGGGUGGCUGCAGCUCGAUCGUGGUCAAGCGACGACAUUUUAUCAGACCCCCCCCACGCCGAAGACGUCUCCAUCAGAGAGACCGGCAGCGACGUUCUGCAGGACUUUGGUUCCCCUCAGCAGUCCUUCACUCACUCACCCUCAUCAGUACCAGAGUCGCUGAUUGGAGACUCUGCCAUCAACUCUCCAGACUCCUGGAUGGAGGGGGAGCUGAAUCCGGACCGGUUCUGUGAGAGUCGCAGUGACAGCUCUUUAUGUGACAGUGGGACGGCCUGGGAUGUUUACCGGGCCACGCCGGUGGAGGUGAUGCCGUACGAUGAGGGAUUUAUCUCCUCCGUUGAGGACCGAGCUCCUGAUGAAUCCAUUAUUGAGACAUACAUUGAUGAAGGGAUGAGCUCUCUGGACAGAAUCGAUAUGGAGACUGAGAGAAACCAAGAAGAAUCGGAGAUCACUGAGACUCUAAACCAUGAACCAAACUUGGCAGCUGAUGUUGAAGAAACCAAACUUAUGGGUGUGGAUGAAAUUGCAGUGCAACAGGCUGCAGUUCCCAGAAUACAAGAACCUUUGGAUAGGGUGUGUGAAACAGGACUGUACCGUUUUGAUGCUGGAAAUCUUGAGAAAUCAGAUCAGUUGAACCAGUUUGAGCCUUUCUUUUCCACUGAACCACCUGAAGAGAUCCCUCUGAUUAAACAGGAUGGAGAAGGAAGUCACCAGGAUGGACAGUUUCCUCCUGAGCAGACGCCUCAGGAGGAAACUGAUUCAACUCCAGAGGAUAAAUUAGAGGAGCUGCAUGAUACGUCAAAGAGUUUUAAUGAAGGGAAUGACUCAGCUGUUGAAUGCCAAGAUAUUUUAAGGGACUUCUCACAGUGUGAGGAGACCAGCAGCUCAGAAACAUCAAAUAAACAUUCAGUCAAACCAAGUCUGAACAUUCCUCUGAUCUCCAUUACCAGUGAGCCAGAGGAAACGGAUGAAGAGACAGAACCUUACCCAGUAAUACUUGAUCAGGACGAACAUGAAGAUCAGCAGAGAAACCCAGAGGUCCAGAGUUUGCAAGGUCCGGAUCCACCAAGCAUUGUUUACAGUGAGGCUGAUGGACAAGAACCUCCAGAGAUCCCAUCCAGUUUGAUACCAGAGAACAAUAAACCAAUGACAGACCCAGAAAUUGAGUCUUUAAAUGAACCAGGUGACCAGAAUGGGACUCAUCCAGAAAGUGACUACAAUGAUAACAGGAAACAGGAGGAAGGGCUUCCUGGGAACCAUUCCCUGGAAGAUGGAUGUGACAACCAGCCUGAGAAUCCUAACGGAGACGGAAAGUUUCCAUCUGAUGGACACCGGGACACACUGACUGAAAGGGAGACGGAGGACAGCCCACAGAACCUCCUGGACUCUUUUGAUGGCUUCCAGAACGUUCUGGAUGCAGAACCUCAGAAGCUGAACGGUCAGAUAGGGAUGCCGUGUUCUCCACCAGCAGAUUUACCCAGAAACUUGGAGCAGCUGUCGCCUCACUUCGACAGACUUUCUCCCAUAGAGGAGCUGGUCGGUGACCGGAUUGAACCCAUGGAUCUGUUCUACCCGGACAAAGAGGAGUCCGUUCUUCCAGAACUUCCUGACUCAGACAUGCAGAGGUGGCCUUCGGUUCUGAGCGUCUCUGCUCUCCAACCAGCGCCACCUUCAGACAGACCGGAGGACCUACAGGUGGACUUCCUGAGUGGAGGAGAGCAGGAUCGUACGCCUCCUGAUUCGCCUCUAUCCCAGGAGCAGUGUCUGAUGUGCGGAGUGACGAUCGGCGCUGAUGUUUCAGAAGCAGACAGCAAAGCAAGCUCUCUGAGGUUGGACUCGGUCCACAUCCCUCCGGUGCUCCGACACAGAAAAGGAGGUCGCCUCUCAGACUCCACGGACAAACCGAGAGCUGCGCCCAGAAGAGCUGAAGCUGAAGACUCUGAUUUAUGGUGGAGGGAGAACUGGGAGCUGUGUGUGCUGCUGCUGCUGUGGCUGCUGCUCUACUCCUUCAUGGUUCUCCCACAGAUAGACCUGAAGACGCUGCCGAGCCUGCUGCUCAACCGAUAAACACCCACGCCCACACACACCCACGCACACACCCCCACACGCACACACACUUACUGAAACACACAUUAAACACUCUGACACUGACUCAGAGCUUAGCUACCGCCCUCCUCUUCAUCACUGACUGCACUCCAGCUUAAAUUAAGGCUUUUUAUUCUUUCUUUCUGACUGAAUUCAUUUUGUUUUUGAUUUACCUUUGUAAAAACAAAUAUAUAUAUA